This is a messenger RNA of Lottia gigantea (owl limpet), 612 nucleotides long. RefSeq lists its product as hypothetical. NCBI's taxonomy places the organism in Eukaryota, Metazoa, Mollusca, Gastropoda, Lottiidae. Bases 1 to 558 code for a protein of 185 amino acids. The record is from RefSeq and is a predicted model, not a curated record. The transcript is spliced from 5 exons.
AUGGAGGUCAACUUUCCAAUAUCGAACCCCUUGGAAAGCUUGAAUCACAUUCGCUUUGCAAGCUGUAUCAAAUAUACAGAUAUACAGAGAAGAGUAGACAAAUUAGGGAUGUUAUUUGUUGAAAGUCAAAAAAUACAUUUACGAAUUCAUGACAAUUUAGAAAUGACAGCUAAAUUCAACAUUAAUGGAGCUGAGGAGGAGAAAAGGGUUGUCAAGAGGUGGUAUGCUUUAUACACCCACGAAUCCGUCAAUGUAUGGUUUAAAGGGGAUUAUGUUCAAGGGAUAUUUUAUUACUUGGAAGGUAGCAGUCCUGUGAGGGUGACAACCCUGCAUGAAAAUGGAACAAUGGAAGUCAUGUACAUUGGAAGUUUGUUGGACAAAAGAUGUGAAAUACUCAAUUGUCAAUAUGAAUUUAUUCAACCGGUUGGUUCCACAAUGAGAAAAGAAGUUAUAGAUGCUGAAGGCUGGGCUCUAAUAAGUAUCGUCUCUUCACCCAGUCUCGGAGGCUAUGAUGGUGUUUCCGUAAAAUUUGAUUCUAAAUUGAUAUGUAGUCUGUAAAGUUUAGAACCAAUUAUUUUGUGUCUUGUGAAGAAUAAAGUGUCAUGCAUCAUU